GGACACAAGUGGGACGCUGGUCCCUUUCACCAACGGAGCCGUCGACGCACGGACACGUUCAUCGCUGCUGAGAGUCACACACACACCACAGCGAACGACCAGUCACCGAGAUUAUAAAAACAAUCUGUCACAAAGGCAACCUAAACAUCACCUCGUGUGAAAUCCUGACGUAUCCAGGCAGCAAUUCCCAGUGACUCUUCAGCUGUGUUGUGUGGACUGCUAUAAACAUCUGGUUUCUGCAUACUUGGAAAAAGAUCAUUAAAAUGUCUAACAACCAAAUCAGUCUUCCUGCUAAACUCAUCAAUGGUGGAAUUGCUGGAUUAAUUGGAGUUACGUGUGUUUUCCCAAUUGACCUGGCUAAAACCAGACUGCAGAACCAAAGGAAUGGGCAGCGUACCUACACAAGCAUGAUGGACUGUCUCAUUAAGACCGUGCGAUCUGAAGGAUAUUUUGGAAUGUAUAGAGGUGCGGCUGUGAACCUUACAUUGGUAACACCAGAGAAAGCUAUUAAACUAGCUGCAAAUGAUUUCUUUCGUUCGUAUCUGUCAAUAAAUGGCAAGGGCUUAACUAUAUCUGGAGAGAUGCUGGCUGGUUGUGGAGCUGGACUCUGUCAGGUCAUUAUCACUACUCCUAUGGAGAUGCUGAAAAUCCAACUUCAAGAUGCUGGCAGAUUAGUGGCUCAGCAGAGAUUGAUACUACCGACCAGUUUAUCCAAUAAAGUUGUAGCUACUAAUCCAGUUUUGAGUCGGGCUUACGUUAGCCUUGCUGCUGUUACAAGACCGAUGUCUGCGACCCAGAUUGCCAAGGAUUUGUUUUACUCCCAAGGGUUUAGAGGACUGUACAAAGGGUUAGGAGCCACUAUACUGAGGGACGUUCCAUUUUCUGUCGUCUAUUUUCCAUUGUUUGCCAACCUGAACAAACUUGGACAAAAUUCAGUGGACGGGCGAGCUUCUAUUGUCCAUUCAUUUUUAUCUGGGUGCAUUGCUGGUUCCAUUGCAGCUGUGGCUGUCAAUCCAUGUGAUGUGAUCAAAACACGAUUCCAGUCACUACAUAGAGGAGCAAAUGAAGAAGCGUACAGUGGAAUUGUGGACUGUGCUAGGAAAAUCUGGAGAAACGAAGGUCCUUCUACAUUCCUAAAGGGAUCCUGUUGCCGGGCAUUAGUCAUCGCACCACUUUUUGGCAUUGCCCAAGUGAUUUACUUUGUAGGAAUUGGAGAAUUUGUCUUGGGUUUUUCACAUUUUGAAGUGUAUUGAUCUGCUGGCAUCCAUUCCUGGAGGACUGCAUUGUACAAUGAAAAAUACCAAGCAAGGAACCAAGACACUAUUGCAGUUAUUGGAGGGUUCAUUCAUUAUUUUGCCUUUGUUCAGGUUCAUAAAGUGGUUGUGUAUGUGUUCGGAGGAGGAGGAAUAUUGCUCAUCAACUGUUUUUGAGCUAAUGUCGGAUGAUUGAUGUGGAAAUAAUGUCUUGAAACAUUAAGAAAGCAAGGUUAAACUAAAGGGGCCAAGUUUUGUUCCCUCUAUAGCUUGACAUUCACUUUUCUAUUUGUAAAAAAAAAUGGAAUUAAUGUUUGUACAAUUAACAGUAUUUAAAACCUUUUUAUACGUUUAUAUAUUGGUCAAUUUCUACGCCCUUAAUAUUGAGACUUGAGCUCCUUAAAAUUUCUCCUAAUAAGUUCACCCAAGUGCAAAAAUAAAAUAUCAAGCUUGUAUUUGAAAAGUAUUAUAUGAGGACAGACCAAGUUGUGACUUUGGCCACCUCGGUUAAAUCGUUACUCGCAUUUUUCUGUCCUGAGAACCAUUUCCCACCCUUUCUCACCUGAGCUGUCAAAUGGAUUGUUGAUAUCAACCCUGAACUAUGAUUGCUUCCCUGGCCACACAAAUGUGGCCAUAGAAGGGAUACAUUCAGUAACCAUUUCUUGCAUUGUCUAGGAAUUAAUACCGGAGAAUUAAAAAAAAAAAAAAAAAAAAAAAAUCCAUGAUUCCGUUACCCUUUUGCAAGCUGCUCAUUGUUACAGAUCCAUGUUGAUCAUGAGGCAUGCUUACUGUAAUUGGUGCAAUUACCAUUUGCCACUUUUGAUGUGUUCAUAUACUGUGAUGGUGCUUUAAAAUACGUCCGUCAGGGCUAAGAUUCAUUUCUUGCCGAACAUCUUUUUCUCAUUGGCACUACGGUAGCAAAAAAGGUGCCUUUGGUUACAUAACAUUAAAUAAGUAAUCACAGAAUAUUUAAGAUCACAUUCUAGGAGACUGUUUGAAACAAUGUUCAGAAACUGGCAUUCACUCCACUGAGGAAGCGAUGGUGUCACUCUUCAACACAUUAGUUUGCAACUCGCCCUUUACUGUGGUGUUUUUAACUGAAAUUGUGAAUGUCAUGAAAGAAAUAAUGCCUCUGGUCAAUUUUCUUAAUUGACACAAUGGUGCCUUUUAUGCCAUUGAGCUGGUUUACAACACAUAAUACUAGGUCAGCACCAUUCUCAAAGAUUUUCAUGCCUACGUGGAAGUAAAGCUGUUUACAAACAAUUUUACAAUUGUAACAAUACUGUGACAAUAAACCCAAAGUUUUGUAA
Molecule: messenger RNA, 2563 nt
Organism: Leucoraja erinaceus (little skate)
Lineage: Eukaryota; Metazoa; Chordata; Chondrichthyes; Rajiformes; Rajidae
Gene: slc25a55a
Product: solute carrier family 25 member 55a
Exons: 10
Coding region: 264-1253 (329 amino acids)
Biological process (GO): malate-aspartate shuttle; aspartate transmembrane transport; L-glutamate transmembrane transport
Molecular function (GO): L-glutamate transmembrane transporter activity; L-aspartate transmembrane transporter activity
Source: RefSeq, a predicted model, not a curated record